Messenger RNA from Ostrea edulis (European flat oyster), 858 nucleotides. RefSeq names its product 39S ribosomal protein L13, mitochondrial-like. The record is from RefSeq and is a predicted model, not a curated record. Gene Ontology annotation, cellular component: ribosome; mitochondrial large ribosomal subunit. The transcript is spliced from 7 exons. The coding region runs from base 114 to 683 and encodes 189 amino acids. Gene Ontology annotation, biological process: translation; negative regulation of translation. Gene Ontology annotation, molecular function: mRNA binding; structural constituent of ribosome. Lineage: Eukaryota; Metazoa; Mollusca; Bivalvia; Ostreida; Ostreidae.
ACCGUGCGAAUAGUUCGAAGACUGACUUACCAAAGACUGUUAAACCGGAAGCAGCAUGCAAAAAAAGUCCUUGGAGAAUGUUUGACUGUUGUAUAAAUUAAACGAGUUAAAGGAUGGCGCACAAUAGGGUCAUACAAUGGUCCACUAUGUCCAGGAUUUGGUGGCUGUAUGAUGCUAAAUAUCAAUGUCCCUUCAGAUCAGCUCGUGUCAUCUCGGGAUAUUUGCAGGGAAAACACAAACCACUAUACCAUGCUUUGUCUGAUGUUGGGGAUCAUGUGGUGGUGAUAAAUUCUCGUCACAUUGCCCUGAGAGAGCAGCUCUGGAGGACAUUUACCUUCAGUCAUCACACAGGGUAUGCAAGAGGGUUUUCUAGGACACCUGCCUGGAGACUGCAUUCGAUGGAACCAACCAUGGUUAUAGAAAAGCUUGUGUAUAGAAACAUACCAGGCACUCUGCUGAGAAGGAAGUACAUGAGACGGCUCCACAUCUAUCCAGACGAGGAAGUGCCUUCAGAAAUCCUUAGCAACGUUUGUGAUCAGAUUCCUCAAAUUCAAAUGAUCCCUAAACGUCUAGAUGAGUACACAGCAGAAGAAAUUCAGGCGUUUCCAAAACUGUUUGACUGGAGUGAAGAUUAUGUAACGGAAAACAUGACAGAAAAAACAGCGAAAGAGAAAACGGAUUAAUGGCAUGAUUCACUUGUGGUUGAUUGUAUUGUGUGAAAACAAGAUUAGAACGAUUGAGCGAAGUGAUGCGUAUUUUGUGAUGUGAAAAUUGAGUGAUGAAUAAGGUGUUAUGUUGUACUGGAUGUGUAAUUUGUAUGUGAUAUAGUUUUUACAUAAAGAAAAUAAUUUAUUUUAA